GGAUAUGUUACCAUAGUAACAGCAUAGUCGCAGCUCUGUUGACUCUCUGCAGCAGCUAACUUCGUGUGAAUAAACUAAAGUGGUCUGCCGAUCAGUUGUUUGCCACCGAGAUAGAGCGCUCACUUCAGGACCACUAAGCAGGGUCUGCGGAAGGCAGGAUGUCGAAUGAUGUUGCCGGUGUGUGGGAGGUGGCGCUGAGCGAUGGAGUCCACAGGAUUGAGUUUGAACAUGGCACGACCACCGGAAAGAGGGUCAUCUACGUUGAUGGAAAGGAGAUACUGAGACGGGACUGGAUGUUCAAACUUGUGGGGAAGGAGACAUUCAGUGUGGGCAAAUCAGGCACCAAAGCAACGAUCAACAUUGAUGCAGUCAGUGGUUUUGCCUACGAGUACACAUUGGAGAUCAACGGGAAGAGCUUGAAGAAGUACAUGGAGAACAGAUCAAAGGUCACCAGUACCUGGGUUCUCAACUUGGACGGCAUUGACUGCAGGGUGGUCCUGGAGAAAGACACCAUGGAUAUUUGGUGUAAUGGACAAAAUAUUGAGACUGCGGGGGAGUUUGUGGAUGAUGGCACAGAAACACAUUUCACCCUCGGAGACCACAACUGCUGUGUGAAGGCUGUGAGCAGCGGGAAGAGACGAGACGGCAUCAUUCACACGCUGCUCGUGGAUGGCACAGAGAUAGCUGAGUGCACAGAGUGACUGUGUGUGUUUACAUUUAUAUGAAAGCGGAGAUCUGGUCUGUGUG
Messenger RNA from Micropterus salmoides (largemouth bass), 747 nucleotides. RefSeq names its product fas apoptotic inhibitory molecule 1-like. The coding region runs from base 159 to 701 and encodes 180 amino acids. Lineage: Eukaryota; Metazoa; Chordata; Actinopteri; Centrarchiformes; Centrarchidae. Gene Ontology annotation, biological process: canonical NF-kappaB signal transduction; positive regulation of neurogenesis; negative regulation of extrinsic apoptotic signaling pathway via death domain receptors. The record is from RefSeq and is a predicted model, not a curated record. The transcript has 5 exons.